Sphenostylis stenocarpa is the source of this 966-nucleotide messenger RNA. Lineage: Eukaryota; Viridiplantae; Streptophyta; Magnoliopsida; Fabales; Fabaceae. The record is from the annotation of a GenBank genome assembly.
AUGGCCAACGACAAGGAGAUAGUGAUGGAGCUUCUUCCCCUUAUACGAGUCUACAAAGAUGGCACAGUUGAUCGUCUUCUAAGCUCUCCAAACGUACCACCCUCCCUUGAAGACCCUGAAACUGGGGUCUCAUCAAAAGACGUCGUAAUCGCAGAUAGCCCUUAUGUCUCUGCUCGCAUUUUUCUUCCAAAAAACCACAACAAUCCCACCCACAAACUUCCCAUCUUUGUCUACUUCCAUGGCGGCGCCUUCUGCGUUGAAUCAGCCUUCUCCUUUUUUGUUCAUCGCUAUCUUAACACCUUAGUCUCCCAAGCUAACAUAAUUGCCAUCUCCGUUGACUUCAGACUCCUCCCACACCACCCUCUUCCUGCAGCAUACGAAGAUGGUUGGACCAGUCUCCAGUGGAUUGCUUCCCACGCCACCAACAACGCUACCAACCCCGAGCCAUGGUUACUCAACUAUGCUGAUUUCAACAAACUCUACGUCGGAGGUGAAACCAGCGGUGCUAACCUUGCACACAACUUGCUUCUCCGUGCAGGGAAUGAAUCUCUGCAUGGAGAUCUCAAAAUCUUUGGUGCUUUACUCAGCUCUCCCUUCUUCUGGGGCUCAAAGCCAAUUGGGUCAGAGCCUGUUGAGGAGCACGAGCAGAGUUUGGCCAUGAAGGUGUGGAGCUUGGCGUGUCCUGAUGCACCUGGUGGAAUCGAUAAUCCAUGGAUCAACCCUUGUGUUCCCGGGGCACCCUCCUUGGCCGCACUUGCGUGCUCUAAGAUUCUGAUAACUAUUACUGGGAAGGACGAGUUCAGAGACAGAAAUAUUCUGUACCACGACACUAUUAAGAAAAGUGGUUGGCAAGGAGAAGUUGAAGUGUUUGAUGGUGGUGAUGAGGAACACGCUUUCCAACUCUUCAAGCCUGAAACUGAUAGAGCUAAAGCCAUGAUCAAACACUUGGCUUCUUUUCUGGUGUGA